UGACGUCGCUCCGUCAGCCGCCUGCAAGCGGGGAGAGGAGCGGACGGAGUCAACAUGGCGGCGCCGAGCGAGGCCCGGCCGUGAGGGGAGGGAGCGCGGGGCCGGGCGUGGCGGGGGCGGCCUAGGGGGAGCCUCGGCGUUACCUGGGCCGCCUCUCCGCUCGGCACAGCCCUGCGGCGGUGGGAGGCAGCUCUCCAGAGGUCUCGGCCAAGUGCCCGGGGGAUGGGGGCCUAGCGGGGCCCGGCCCUCGGAGCUGCGUCGUGAGCCGGCGGCGGGGCCUGCGGGAGGGGCUGAGGCCUCGGGGGGAAACUGAGGUACGGGGGGGGAUGAGAUUGGACGCCGUGGGUCUGCGGACGCCGCUCAGCCCCGGGGGAGCGACGGGAGGGCGCUGAGAGGGGGACGCGGAGCGCUGUGCUGAGGGGCGGCUAUCGAGGGGGCCCCUCUCUAAGUUAAAAGGGCGUCGGGGGGUCGUUGAGGGCAGUGGAGGCGGCAUGAGCCCGGCUCUGGGCCUGUAGUCCCACCCACGAACCCUUUUGUUGGCCCUUUUCUUUUUUUUCUUUCCAAAUUUUGUGAGCAAGACCAAUUUCCUGGAGGAGCUUUUGGGGAACAAACAGGUUUAAAGCAGCCCAACCUGCCCCUCGCUUGGUUACCCUGCUAUAGGAGAAAUGGGGAUUUGGGAUUGAGAAGAUGUCCGAAGGAGCAGCGUAAGGAGCACAGGGUUGGUUCAGGGCGUCAAUAAAUUAUUAUAGAGGAAAGCAGGGAUCUAAAAAGAAAAAGUUUGGGCAUCAAAGUUGCUUAAAAAAAGACAAAAAAAUAAACUGUUUGGUGACUUCUGGAAAGUCCACCGUGGAGAGAGGGCCACCAGCACCGGCUUCCCGUGACAAGAGCCAUACGUGGGCCACGCUGUAAAGCUGUAGGUGGCCCCACUGGGGCUCUGCAUUGAAGAAACCUGAGAGAAAAGGGGAUAGAGGACUUCGGAGCAAUCCGUGCUCGGAUUCACAUCGGAGCGGAUACGCGCAGAGCAGAGGAACUCCUCAUUAAGGAGUCGUGUGCCGGGCAGAGAUGGCAGCCCUGAAACGCAGCCGCUCGCAGGCCUGGCCCGAGGAGCAGGGGGACCGUGAGCACGGGCUGUACAGCCUGCACCGCAUGUUCGACAUCGUGGGCACUCACCUGACGCACCGCGAUGUGCGCGUCCUCUCCUUCCUCUUUGUGGACGUCAUUGACGACUACGAGCGGGGCAUGAUCCGCAGCGGCAGGGACUUCUUGCUGGCGCUGGAGCGGCAGGGCCGCUGCGACGAGACCAACUUCAGGCAGGUGCUGCAGCUGCUGCGGAUCAUCACGCGCCAUGACCUGCUGCCCUACGUCACCCUCAAGAGGCGACGGGCUGUGUGUCCAGACCUGGUGGACAAGUACUUGGAGGAGACCUCCAUCCGCUACGUUACGCCGCGGGCUCACAGUGCAGCGGAACACGGCCUCGGCCACCCCCACAAAUCAGUGCCUCCCCAGCACCCCAUGGUCUGCUGCUCCUCGGCGGGGCCGCAGAUCUGCACCAAGAGGCCCGGCCGCAGCAGGGCCCUCCUCAGCAGCCAACGCAAGCGCAGGAAGUCGGCAACUCCAGACCCCAAGGAGAAGCAGACAUGUGACAUUCGCUUGCGAGUCCGAGCCGAGUACUGCCAGCACGAGACGGCGCUCCAGGGCAACGUCUUCUCCAACAAGCAGGACCCGCUGGAGCGCCAGUUUGAACGCUUCAACCAAGCCAACACCAUCCUGAAGUCCCGGGACCUGGGCUCCAUCAUCUGUGACAUAAAAUUCUCAGAGCUCACCUACCUCGACGCGUUCUGGCGCGAUUACAUCAACGGCUCUUUGCUGGAGGCCCUCAAGGGCGUCUUCAUCACGGACUCGCUCAAACAAGCUGUGGGCCACGAAGCCAUCAAACUGCUGGUCAAUGUGGAUGAGGAGGAUUACGAGGUCGGGCGCCAGAAACUCCUGAGGAACUUGAUGCUGCAGACAGCACCCUGACGCCCGGUGGGAUCCGAGCUCUUCUUUUUGUUGUUGGUUCUUUUUAUUUUCUAAAAGAAAAAAGAUUUGGAAGCCCUGCUGGACUCCCACCGGGUGCUGAGCUGCGGGGAGCACCGGAGGCUGAACGUGUUUCUCUCUCACCCUUCUCCUGUCCCGUCACUUUCUCUCUUGCUUUGUUUCCUUUUUUUCCUCUUCUGUUUUGUAUCCAUUUAAAAACAAACAAACAAACAAAAAAAGGCAAAAAUGACCCAAAAAAGUUUAAAAAAAAAAAAAAAAAAGUAAAAAAAAAAAUCUGCCCCAGGGUGGGUCAGCAAUGGGCAGAGGGAUGCUGGGAUGGGAGGGGGUUGUACUGGGAGGAACUGGGGGGCAGCUGUGCCCCUCUCCUGCCCUUUUGUCAGUGUCCCUGUGGGCCUGGCACUGGGGUGACCCUGUUGUCCCCAAAGCUGGAGCCCUGACCCCCCCAACCCCGCUCCACUGCCUCCUCUCUGGGGUCCUCGGGAGCAGCUCCAGUGGUGGCCCCACGCUGCCCCCAGGACCAUGUGCCUUUGUGUCCCCCUCCCUGUGGGGCUGGGGUUGGGGUGGGGGGAACCAGUGCUGAGGGACGCGGUGAGAUCUCUGCCUGUCCUGUCCUCACUGCAACUGGAUGAGCUGGGACAAACUGUGGGGCAGGGGAGUUGGCCCCAUGGCUGUGUCCUAGUGGCUCUGUCACCUCUGCUGUCCCCCUUCUGAAGGUCCUGGGCUGGGGGGGGGAACAUUCCCCUCUCCACCCCCAAUGUUGUGGUUUCCUCCCCAUCCCCCCAAGCUGUCCCCCAGCCAUGGGGUGGGUGCUGACCCCACAGCUGGGGAGGGGGAUGUGUGGUACCUUCCUCCCCUUUCCCCCCCCUCCAGGUGACAGCCAACUUUGGCACAAUGUGGUGUAAUUUCUGUGACUUCUGUAUUUUUUAAAACUUCAAUAUAACGGUCAUAUUCCCUGUGUAGCUUUCGGUUUUCUUGAAAUAAACAUCUACAGCAGU
Messenger RNA from Coturnix japonica (Japanese quail), 3032 nucleotides. RefSeq names its product death effector domain containing (gene DEDD). The record is from RefSeq and is a predicted model, not a curated record. Gene Ontology annotation, biological process: extrinsic apoptotic signaling pathway via death domain receptors; regulation of apoptotic process; apoptotic process. NCBI's taxonomy places the organism in Eukaryota, Metazoa, Chordata, Aves, Galliformes, Phasianidae. Gene Ontology annotation, cellular component: nucleolus. Gene Ontology annotation, molecular function: protein binding; DNA binding.